Molecule: messenger RNA, 348 nt
Organism: Ilex paraguariensis (yerba mate)
Lineage: Eukaryota; Viridiplantae; Streptophyta; Magnoliopsida; Aquifoliales; Aquifoliaceae
Source: the annotation of a GenBank genome assembly
UCGAAGCUUAAGGUUUCUCUUGAAACCCUAAUCAGACGAAAAAGACGAAGUCCAUUCAGAUCUGUUGCGGGUCGGUUCCAGUCCAAGACCUGGUCCAUCCCAAGAUCCAAAUCAAAACUGGUCCAGACCAGACCGGUUCAAGGUCGAUUCAGUCCCGGUUUGGUCCAUUUCAGGCUGGUUCAGUGUUUCAGGCUGGUUCAGUCCCGGUUUGGUCCAUUCCAGUCCGGUUCAGUUAGUUUGGCACCUGUUCAAACCGGUUCUAUCGACUUUCACCCCGGUUCAGUGAUCCAACAAGUUAAAUUGGUCUGGUUCAGGGGUCCAGAGGGCUCAGCCUAUCCGGUUCAGUGA